CUCUUCGGCUCAUUUUCCAAAUAGAAAAAGGAACCGAAAAAAACUCACUUUUCCCUGAAUUCUCUUUUUCGUCUUUCUAGACUCACUCGUAGUCGUCACUCUUCGUACUAUUGCUCCCUCGCUUCUCUGUUCUGAAUUCUUUUUCCUAUAUCCUCCAUAAUUCUGUUAAUUCUGUUCUGUUAUGCGGAUCAAAUGACUUGUUGAUUCUCAGUUCAAAGGCCUUGGUGACAAUACCUUAAGUUGUCAAAGGUUUAAUGGAUGAAAAUCCAGUGGGAUGUCAAAAAAGAGUUAACAUUCAACCAGCUGAGACAAUUGGCAUAUUGAGUCAUCUAAAUUAACCUUCUUUUUAUUGAUAUUUAGUUUAUAAAUUUUUUAUAUUGGUUGCUAUUACAUGUAGGGUAGUAUAAUUUGGUGCAGCACAUAGGCUUUUAAAGGCAGAUUUACCCUUUAGAAGCCUGGAAGAAAAGCAUGUCAAGUGGAGCAACACAUUGGUGUUAUGAAUGUGGACAUCCGAUUGUGCUUGAAGGGAGGGAAGUCAUUUGCCCUUACUGUCAUGAAGGCUUUGUGCAAGAACUCGAGAUGCAUGCCUCUCAACCAUUUAAUGCUAUGGAAGAGUUUCAUCGAAUGCCCUACCUUUUUGAUGCCAUGUGUGCUUUCAUGACGCAGAGAAUGGCUGGGCCGUACCUAAACUUUGAUAUUAGAGAAAGGUCUGAUACUGCACUAUUUCCUGAAUGGAGUCAAGAUUUUUUCAAUUCUGGCCCUUCUUUGAUGUUUCAUGGUCCUAGAGGGGAUACUAGGCCUGUUGAUUUCGGUGGUUUAUUGAUGGCCCCUGGACUCGAAGCAUUCAUUCAACAGCUGACUAUGAAUGAUCACAAAGGUCCUCCUGCAGCCUCACAUUCCUCGAUCAAUGCAAUGCCUACCAUUAAGAUCACACGAGCACAUCUUCACUGUGAUUCACACUGUCCAGUCUGUAAAGAGAGAUUCGAACUUGGGUCUGAGGCUAGGCAAAUGCCCUGUAACCAUAUUUAUCACUCUGACUGUAUUGUUCCUUGGUUGGUUCAGCACAACUCUUGUCCUGUUUGCCGUGUUGAGCUGCCAACUCCAGGACAGGGAAGUUCCAGUGGAGGAAGGAAUGCCAGUAGCAGCAAGGGACCGUGAUAGCUUGAGGAGACAGGAGCACAACCAACAGGACCAAGGAAGGAGAAGCCAACUAUCGGCAUGGUGGCCAUUCUAAUCAUCCUGCUCAAACACCAACCAUGAUGCUUAGACCAGUGGGUCAUAGAGGAAUGUCAUUUGGUCAACAAUGGCUCCAGAUAAGUAUAGUCUAGUUGUCUAAUAAUGUUUUCAAUGAAUGAGAUGGCAAAUGACUUGAAACACUCGUAUUUGAUUAGUUUCUUAAUUAGGAUAAUGUUUAUAUACAUAUAUAUGUCAAAUUACUUAGAAUCUUUGAUAGUUCAAUGGAACGAUUCAAUUUUAGCCUCUAUGCAUUGUAUUGGUUGAGGCAAAUUUGAUCAUAAGAAUUUAGAGUCUGUUCUUUAGCAUGAA
Messenger RNA from Prosopis cineraria, 1545 nucleotides. RefSeq names its product E3 ubiquitin-protein ligase RZF1-like. Bases 469 to 1158 code for a protein of 229 amino acids. Gene Ontology annotation, cellular component: cytoplasm. The record is from RefSeq and is a predicted model, not a curated record. Gene Ontology annotation, molecular function: ubiquitin protein ligase activity. Lineage: Eukaryota; Viridiplantae; Streptophyta; Magnoliopsida; Fabales; Fabaceae. The transcript has 3 exons. Gene Ontology annotation, biological process: protein ubiquitination.